ACCGGCACGCUUUGGCGAUCAUGGACCACAGAGACCUGACACCCGUUUUGCAAUAUCUGGCAGCGGGCCAGGCUGGCAAGUUUGACGACAGCUGGGCAAAUCCCGAUCCAGCAACGCUUGAAAGGGCAGAAUCACUGUACAUUGCGCAUCAUGGCCGGCUCCCCAGUCCGGCCCUGGUGGUACCGAAGCAACUUGAGCCGUCGGAAAAGUUUCGAGUUUACGUUGUCAACUUUACGGAAUGUAUGCAUCAUUUCUUGGAGGUUUCUGGCGACAAGAGCGCGACCGAGGCCUUCAGCUGCAAGUCCUGGGAUGGCGUGGAGGACGAAGUGGCAAAGGCAAUGGAAGCCGUCGAAGGCCACGACAAGAGACGCCGCAGUUGGCGGAAACCCUUUGAAGCAGCGGAUAGACUUGGCGGUAUCACUGCCCGCCGCAUCGAAUUCCUGGUCCAACUAAUACCGGACGGUGAGUACACUGGUCUGCUAGCCGGCGGUCUGAGACUAUUGUGCAAUACGGCAAAGCGCAAAAAGGAGGUCCGCGAGACCAUCUUGCAGAUGCUGGACAGUUUGGGCGACACUGUCUCGCAUAGCAAGGCCCAGAUCAGGCUUUACAGCGACGACCCGGAUUUGAAAGAGAAGUCGGAAGACCUCUACAUGGCCAUUCUGGACUUUGUUGCCUACGUCGUCUCUUAUCUGAAUCGAUCAAGUGCUAUUGAGUCUUUCAAGGCCUUCUUUCAGCAGACAGACUAUGGGUCGAAGCUAGAUGAUGCCGUUGACAAGGUGAAGAAGGCCUCAGCAUCGUUCGAGGGCUCUGUGUCAAUCUGCUUCCAGACGCGCGUCGAGAUAAUUGACAAGAACGUCCGGGCUCUGGUAUCGCCAAUCAUGGCUUUAUACUUCACCCUUGGCGGACUUGUGAGAGAUUUUCCCACCCAGAUGGAACAGCUUGUAAGAAAAGAGAUGCAAAACGCGGCCAUGUUUCAACCAACUAUGCAUUUCAUACAGUUUGUGGGACCAAUGCAGCCCCAAAUGCCACCCCCUGGGUUCAAUGCUUCUCAGUUGUGGCCGCUGCUCUGCACCAACUGGAACGGCGGUAGCCCAACCGUGGCGGAGGAUUUACUGGCCAAUUCCAAGGCGGACGUCCAGCUAGCCCUGAGAUUGCCGCCAUCGUCCAGGGGUCAGAACCAGAUCGGAUAUCUCCUGAUUGAAGAUGCAUUCGUGGUCUGGCUCAAGUCUCUCGAGUCACAGAUCCUUGUCCUCCACGACGAGCAGUCGCUGGAAGGUACCAGCUCGUCGCUCUCCACCCUCAGCUACCUCUGCGCCUUGAUCACCGAGAUGAUGUCCGCCCCUGGCAUGGUCCGGCUCUGCUUCUUCUGCGGCCUGCACUCUGCAGACGGCGACGUUCUGGGAGGCGGCUACGGACUGAUGCGCAGUCUGGCGCUGCAACUCCUGCAACCAUUUGGGGGGAACGCCAACCUUUCCACGACCGGCUGCGACCUGAAUCUGCUCGGUCAAGGGCUCAUGAUGAACGAUUUAUCGACGGCUUGCUCCGUCUUCAACAUGCUUUUGCACAACGUACCCGUCGGUGUUGUCUACAUCUUGGUAGAUGGCGCAUUCUGGUAUGCGUCGGGGUCACAUGGCGAUGAAAUGGCGGCUGUCAUGGCGUUCCUGAACCGACUCGUCAUCGAAUCGCGAGCUAAUGCUAAUAGAGGAUUGGUACUCAAGAUUCUUGUUACGAAUCCCACUCCUUCGCAGCGGAACAGCUGGGAUAUACAGGCGGCCGUCGUUCACCUUGAACAAUCGCUGUUUGAGGAUAGCCAUGAGGUAGAUGUUCAGCGCAUGAUCGCUGGCUUCUGA
This is a messenger RNA of Neurospora crassa OR74A, 1850 nucleotides long. RefSeq lists its product as hypothetical. NCBI's taxonomy places the organism in Eukaryota, Fungi, Ascomycota, Sordariomycetes, Sordariales, Sordariaceae. Bases 21 to 1850 code for a protein of 609 amino acids. The transcript has 5 exons. The record is from RefSeq and is a predicted model, not a curated record.